This is a messenger RNA of Acanthosepion pharaonis, 495 nucleotides long. The record is from the annotation of a GenBank genome assembly. NCBI's taxonomy places the organism in Eukaryota, Metazoa, Mollusca, Cephalopoda, Sepiida, Sepiidae.
AUGUCGGACAAUAAUAUCAGGUCUUUUUCAGGUGAAGACUACGCCACUGCUUUUACAAAGGCUCUCACUUGUCAAAUUAACAAAGAAGAUGUGAGUUGCAUGGUUCAAACACAGAAGGAAAUGCUAUCGCGUUAUGAAAAAACCAAUGAAAUGCUGAUAAACUUUAACCUGCUGUCCUCAUCGCGCUACGAAGCCACCUGUCACAAGUUUAAGAAAGACACGUUACUUCUGUACGAGAUGAAGAAAGAUUUGGAUGCUGUAUUUAAAAGAAUUCGAAAUUUAAAACAAAGAUUAAGUAAAAUAUAUCCUGAUGCAUUUUCAGCCUGCAGUAACGUAUACCUGAAUGUCCUUGAAACUGGUGAAAAUGAUGACAGCUUCAGUCAGGACACAGCCAGUACCUCAUCAAGAACUCUGGAUUCUGCAGUGCUUCCAUCUCCUUCUUCAGCAUCUGACCAUCAUACUGGUAAUGGACAAACUGCCCAAGCAAACAAUUAG